AUUGCAUGAGAUGAGAUGUACCUAAAGUUAAGUUGUUUCAAAGUCAGUGCUACAAUAGUUUCUGGGCUGUUAAGGAGCAGGAUAAAAUACGAAUAAUAUUUACAAUCCCAUCUCAAAAGCUAGAUUAACUUAAAUCGCCAAUUACAUAGAUUUAGGCACAUUACUCACCAUACGAACUUCGUAUGAAUUACAUAUGUUAAGUUGGUUUUCGUUCUUUUGUAAAUAAGUGCUUCACACCAAAAGUCUUAUCAUUAUCUCAACCUAUAACCGAUAAGCCAACAAAGGAGAUAACGGCAGGCCGAGUUUCGUUCGUGUCACAUGUUGUGUGAAAAGUAGAGUGGAGUUCUGGUCAUGUGAACAAAAACGUUAAGUGUGGAAAACUUUGUUUUGUUAUUAUUUUGCAAAUUCAUUGUACAAAUUUACUGACUUUUGCAAUUUUACUAUUUGUGCCAUGUCGUCUAAAACGGCAAAACCGAAAGCUGAAAUGCCCCUGUGGCGUAGCAUCGCCUCUCUGGAACCUGGAUUGGUCAUGCACAUGACCGCAGCAAUUAUGGUUUUCAUGGUUGUGCAAGAUUUCAUGCUGGAGAAAGCAUGCCGAGUGAACUUGGACUAUGGAGAUGCCGUUUGCGACGCGUUAAAAGCAAAAAAUGCUGGCGAUAAGUACGCCACGGAGGAGAAGGAAGUCCAAAAACUAAUCAGCAGCGUCAUGGUGUAUCGUACCCUUCUCGAGAAUGCCUUUCCCAUGGUCCUUGUCUUCCUGAUUGGUGCCUGGAGUGACAAAUAUGGUCGAAAGUUGCCCAUGCUGCUCGUCAUUGGAGCUUUUCUCAUCCAAAACGUCCUCCUCAUCGGGUGUGUCUUCCUCGAAAAGGCAACCGGGGCGUGGAGUGUCGCCGUUGUGUCGAGUUUGAUCGCUUCUCUCUCCGGAAAUCAGGCGUGCUUCAUGGUCGCCGUAUUUUCCUACGUUUCCGACAACACGGUCGUGGAAAAGAGGACGAUGCGGACGGGAAUUGCGCACUGCUGCAUCUUUCUCGGCGUGACCUUGGGGUUGGCGGGAGGUGGAGCGCUGUCGCAUUCAGGACUCCCAUUCGCCACCUGCUUCCUCCUCGGGGUAGGCUUGGAAGCAGUGUCGCUGAUCUAUUUGUGGGUCAUGAUGGAAAAUCAGCCACAACCGGGGGCUACCAAAGGAAAAUCCUGGUCGCAAAUUAUUGGCGAAUUAUUCGACUUUAAACACAUUAAGGAUGCCUGGACAUCCGUCAUGAGACCCAGGGAAGAUGGCGCAAGGAUGAAACUUUGGCUACUUUUGGUGGCCCACGCUUGUGCGUUGAUGCCGAUGAUGGGUGAAAUGGGGGUCUGUUACCUCUUCACCCGUCUCCAAUUCGACUGGGACGGGGGUGCUUUUGGAAAAUGGAUGACAUACAAAACUGUGAUCGGCUUCCUAUCCAAUUUCUUAUCCAUGGCGGUGCUAACCUCAUUCCUUAAAAUGUCCGACGCUGGAACGGGUAUCGUCGCAGCGUUGGGAAAUUUAAUCUCUUCGCUUGUCUUCACCUUCGCCACGUCGCCUUUCCUCAUGUAUCUCGCCCCCUUAGGAACUCUUCUCUCUGGAGGAGGAAUGGUCGUCCCUAGAGCGACCAUCUCCAAAAUCGUGCCAACUUCUGAGCUGGGAAAAAUUAAUAGUUUUAUCGGAAGCUUAGAGUCAAUAAUUCCUCUCGUCGCGAGUUCGCUGUACACUGGAGUUUACACCAGAUAUUUGGAUAUCCUGCCGGGGUCAUUCUUCCUCAUUUCUGCGGCCGUCGCGGUCCCACCCAUUUUCAUUUAUUCAUGGUUCCUAUCGCAGGACAAGCCAAAAAAGAAGGACGACAAGAAAAAGAAGUAGAAAAUAAAACCUUACAUACAAACUUGCGACUUGGAAGUAUUAUCUCUUCUCAAAUCACACAAAUUAAUUUUACUUAUCAUACAUCUUAUCAAAAACUGCGAAUAAAAAUAGUAAUAAAUUGUGUCUCAUCUCGA
Folsomia candida is the source of this 2007-nucleotide messenger RNA. Its product is annotated as proton-coupled folate transporter. Gene Ontology annotation, biological process: transmembrane transport. Bases 452 to 1873 code for a protein of 473 amino acids. The record is from RefSeq and is a predicted model, not a curated record. The transcript has 5 exons. Gene Ontology annotation, molecular function: transmembrane transporter activity. NCBI's taxonomy places the organism in Eukaryota, Metazoa, Arthropoda, Collembola, Entomobryomorpha, Isotomidae. Gene Ontology annotation, cellular component: membrane.